Molecule: messenger RNA, 306 nt
Organism: Sphenostylis stenocarpa
Lineage: Eukaryota; Viridiplantae; Streptophyta; Magnoliopsida; Fabales; Fabaceae
Source: the annotation of a GenBank genome assembly
AUGUCUGAAAGGAAAGAGGUAGCUUCAGAAUCAAACAGGGGUGAAGAAAUAGAAACAUACCCAUGUAUUGAUUUUUCUCUCAAGUCCUAUGUCUCAUGCAAAGAGGCAUGCCCACAAUCUGGGUUCACUUUGGAAGAGACCAGAAAGGAGAAUGGAGAUGGAGAGAAAAGAAGAAAAUGUUCUGUCCCAGGAUUUCCACGAAUGGUGAACACUGAUAAGAGGAUUGCUGGAAAGGAUGGGAGAAACGAGUGUAGUAUAGCCUGCAAUAAUAAAAUUAAUCCAGUGGAUAAAAAUUAUGGACCAUAA